This is a messenger RNA of Alternaria ethzedia, 963 nucleotides long. RefSeq lists its product as uncharacterized. The transcript has a single exon. Gene Ontology annotation, cellular component: nucleoplasm; cytoplasm. Gene Ontology annotation, biological process: protein dephosphorylation; negative regulation of protein binding; regulation of ERK1 and ERK2 cascade. The record is from RefSeq and is a predicted model, not a curated record. Bases 1 to 963 code for a protein of 320 amino acids. Gene Ontology annotation, molecular function: F-box domain binding; phosphatase activity. NCBI's taxonomy places the organism in Eukaryota, Fungi, Ascomycota, Dothideomycetes, Pleosporales, Pleosporaceae.
AUGGCGACAGUUCGCGAAGAAAGAACCCUGUCCGACACUCCAAAUGGACUCUUGCGCAGCCAACACGAGUACUCGUACCGACUCCCGACAGCCCCGCGUAUCGUGGUUCCCCCGCCUACCCUCACCACCGAUAUGCCCGGCCUCUCCCUCGGUGGCGCAUCUGGAGGGGAUGCUGACAUGAGCUUCUUGAAUGAGCUGGACCUCGAGGACAUCAUACAGAAGAACACACUGCUGGAAUGGGCCUAUGAGCGGCGGAGAGAGGCGCAAAUGAUCUUGCCCUGGGUCUAUCUCGGGCCCAUGGUGGCAGCCAGGGACAAGGACUUCCUAGAGCGCGAGGGCAUCACCAUGGUGCUGGCUAUCCGUGCGCAGGCUAAGAGCAUGAUGGGCGCGACGAAUGCGGCUUCCCAGGUCUGCAUGGAGGUGGGCAGCAUCGAGGCGCCCAGCUUCUACAGCCUCACACCACAGUUCCCGGAAGCAGCGAGGCUCAUCAAUUCACAUGUCGCACGAGUACGACAACAUAGCUUGGAGACGACAGGACAAGCCACUCUCGGCAAAGUCCUGGUCUUUUGUGAAUCGGGGAAUGAGAAGUCGGCUGCAGUCGUUGCAGCCUACCUGAUGCAGACGCUCCACGACAUUGACUACAUCAAGGCUAUGCAGGUCUGCCAAGCGCAGCGCUUCUGCGUCAACUUCGACGACGUCUUGAAGAACAUCCUGCGCGCUUACUGGGACAUCAUCGGUGCACGACGCUCUAUCGCCACUUCGAACGCUCAAGCGACCCAGCAAAAUGGUCUCGGCCACGGUUUCGCCGGAUCGUUCUCGCUUCCUGUCCCGUCACUCAAGCACAAGCGUAGCGUCCAAGACAUGCAGGACCACGAUGAAGACACGGACAUGGACAGUGGUAUGGACGAGUCAGACGCGCUACGAUUUGCAGGGCGUGAUGUCACUCCCUUCCAGGAUCGCUAG